GAGCUGUUUCGUAGCAUUUCCGGAACGCAGUCGUUUCGUUUCGUUCUGCGUCACUCUGCGUUUUUGGCUGUUUUCAGUUGUCUGAAUUGCGAUACUCCAUGGAUAUUUUCGUCUCACCGCUACAUGGAAGGUUCAGCUGUGUAACGAUCAAUGGUAUAUCGACUAGAACUACUCUGAAACAGUUUCUCUGUGGGACUGAGGGAGUUUCUCCUGAAGAUAUUGUGGUAACACACCAUGGCAAGAUUGUGCAGCAGGAGGAUACCAUUCAGCCAGGAGGGGUGUACAGGGUCUGGCCUCGACUGGUUGGAGGCAAAGGAGGUUUUGGGUCUAUGCUGCGAGCCAUUGGUGCACAGAUCGAGAAAACCACCAACCACGAGGCCUGCAGAGACCUGAGCGGCAGGAGGAUGAGGGACGUCAACGAUGAGAAAAGACUGCAGGAAUGGCUGGGGAAGAAAGCUGAGCGGGAGAGGGAACGUGAGGAAGAGAAGAGGCGCAAGCGAGAGGAGCGGCUGGGCAGGAACAAGCACUUCUUUAACGACCCUGAGUACGAGCGACAGAAGAGACAGAUCGUGGAAGGGAUGUCUGACUCUCUGCAACAAGGACUUGAGAAAGCUGGACCAUCUGGCAGUGGAGCAGCGGCAGCCAGUGGAGCUGCACAGAAGAGGAAGGCAGGCCCGGCUGCCUCGGGCACCAAGAAGCUCUGUACCUGGGUUGGUCUGGAAGGAAUGGAGGACUUGGACAGUCUUGACAGUGACAGUGACGACGAAGAAUUGUCUGCCAGACCCAUGGAAGCUGCAGCAUCAUACGACGACUCCAGCAGCUCCAGUGGGGGGUCCAGCUCUCGACAGUCUACUGGAAGGGCCAGUGCCUCUGCCAGCUGUGCCAGUGCUGCAGCUAGCAGUAGUGCUGCCUCAGGUCUGUGUGCAACAGAAGACACUGAUACAAGUUCAUCUGAAGCCAUCUAUGAAAAAGACACACCAAGUUCUUCUAAAGAGGACUGUGAAGGUGACAGUAAGAACCCACUGCUGCAGCCCAGAAGUGGUGUUAGUGAUGGUGAGGCUGGUGUGCAACAGGACAGCCGACCAGGUCUACUUCAGGUGCUGAGUCCACCUAAGAACGAAUUUCUAGUCACCAGCAACAAGAAAGAAGCUGACAAGUCAGAGCCAAAGAAAGAAGUGGAGCCUGAAGCCAUUGAUCUAAGUGAGUACAGCUCAGCAGGAGAGUUGGAGUCCCUAGGACUGGACAGACUGAAGGGAGGUCUGAUGGCCCUGGGGCUGAAGUGUGGGGGUACGCUGCAGGAGAGAGCCAGCAGACUGUUCUCUGUCAAGGGGCUGGAGAGACACCAGUACGACCCAGCACUGCUGGCCAAACCAAGCAAGGGGAAGAAGAAAAAGCAGUAGAAAUACUCCACAAACUUCAGUUGCUCUGGACUGUAUGUUGGCAGGUUUGUAGUACAUUAACCAUUAGGGCCUUGUACCAAAUACCUGCGAAAAUAUUUCGGUACAUCUGUUCCUGAACAAAAAAA
Messenger RNA from Branchiostoma belcheri (Belcher's lancelet), 1525 nucleotides. Its product is annotated as protein SDE2 homolog. Lineage: Eukaryota; Metazoa; Chordata; Leptocardii; Amphioxiformes; Branchiostomatidae. The record is from RefSeq and is a predicted model, not a curated record. Gene Ontology annotation, cellular component: nucleus. The coding region runs from base 99 to 1400 and encodes 433 amino acids. The transcript has 7 exons.